Oryzias melastigma (Indian medaka) is the source of this 8086-nucleotide messenger RNA. RefSeq names its product calcium channel, voltage-dependent, L type, alpha 1D subunit, b (gene cacna1db). Lineage: Eukaryota; Metazoa; Chordata; Actinopteri; Beloniformes; Adrianichthyidae. The record is from RefSeq and is a predicted model, not a curated record. Gene Ontology annotation, biological process: calcium ion import across plasma membrane. Gene Ontology annotation, cellular component: voltage-gated calcium channel complex; membrane. The coding region runs from base 324 to 7085 and encodes 2253 amino acids. The transcript has 51 exons. Gene Ontology annotation, molecular function: high voltage-gated calcium channel activity.
CAACAAGUGCAUUGACAUGAAGAGUGAUGCCAGAAUAAUGCCGCCUCUAGAGAUUACGGCUGCAUUGCUCCGCCACAGUGGAAUAACUGACAGCAGUGGACUGACGGCCGCUGUGUAGUGAGCGCGUCCUCUCGCACACGCCGCGGAUCUGCGGCCAGGCACCCGGAUGUGGCGAAAAAAUGUUCGGCGCUCCCGUCAGCUUCUGCGCGCGGAAAACAUGUCAGGAUUCCGGUUAGCGCCUCCGUCCACUUUCGCGUCGUCGGGUGUUUUUCUUCCAACGAUGAGUUGGAUUUAAAACGGAUCUUUUCGAUGUGGAUUCGAGGAUGCAAGAAGCAGAUGAACAGUCUGAAGGGGCACAACAUGCCAACAACAAUCGGACCACUGCCUCCACAGACUCCUCGGCUCUCUGGUCAGAAAGCCACACCCAUCUGCAGCAGCUCCCCUCACCAGAGCCCCUCCAGCCCCCGGCGAGCACCGGCAAGCCGGUUGGGUCCGCUCACGGCCUCCUCGGGGCCAACAGUAGUAUUCAAGGCCCAGGAGGUGCCGGUUCCGCUGUUAGCCCGGUUCUCGCUUGGCACGCUGCCAUCACCGCUGCUCGACAGGCACAGGAAGACGUCGAGAAGCCAGAGAUAAGUUCCCGGCCCUCAGUUUGCCCCAGUGGACCUCCUCCCGUGGGAUCACUGGCACAAAGGAAAAGGCAGCAGUAUGCCAAAAGCAAAAAACAAGGAGGAUCAACCAACAGCCGGCCACCCAGAGCCCUGUUCUGCCUCACACUCAACAACCCCAUUCGCAGGGCCUGCAUCAGCCUGGUGGAGUGGAAACCGUUUGAUAUCUUUAUACUGCUGUCUAUUUUUGCCAACUGUGUGGCCUUAGCCAUCUACAUCCCCUUCCCUGGAGAUGACUCCAACUCCACCAACCAGGAACUGGAGAAAGUAGAAUAUGCCUUCCUGAUCAUCUUCACAAUAGAAACAUUUAUGAAGAUCAUUGCCUAUGGCUUGGUGAUGCACCAAAACUCCUACGUCAGAAACGGCUGGAACAUGCUGGAUUUUGUCAUUGUCAUUGUGGGGUUGUUCAGUGUGGUUUUGGAGAUGAUAACCAAAGAUGCUGACCACGGCGGCCAGUCUGGAGGCAAACCAGGGGGAUUCGAUGUGAAAGCACUGCGGGCCUUCCGCGUGCUGCGACCCCUUCGUCUCGUUUCUGGUGUUCCCAGUUUACAGGUGGUUUUAAAUUCCAUUAUUAAAGCCAUGGUUCCCCUGCUUCACAUAGCUCUGCUGGUCCUGUUCGUCAUCAUCAUCUACGCCAUCAUCGGCCUCGAGCUCUUCAUUGGAAAAAUGCACGCCACGUGCUAUGUGAUACAAACAGGUGCACUUGCAGAGGAAGAGCCGGCGCCGUGUGCUGUGUCGGGGCACGGACGCCAUUGUCUGUUCAACGGUACAAUUUGUCGAGAGGGCUGGCAGGGUCCCAACAACGGCAUCACAAACUUUGACAAUUUUUUGUUUGCCAUGCUCACUGUGUUCCAGUGCAUCACAAUGGAAGGCUGGACCGAUGUUCUGUACUGGAUGAAUGACGCCAUGGGCUUUGAGCUGCCAUGGGUCUACUUUGUCAGUUUGGUCAUCUUUGGCUCCUUCUUUGUUCUUAACUUGGUUUUGGGAGUGUUAAGUGGUGAGUUUUCCAAAGAGCGAGAAAAGGCCAAGGCUCGAGGCGAUUUCCAGAAGCUGCGGGAGAAGCAGCAGUUGGAGGAAGACCUUAAGGGCUACUUGGACUGGAUCACACAGGCUGAGGACAUCGACCCCGAGAACGAGGAGGAAGGAGACGAGGAAGGCAAGCGUAAUCGGGUCACGCUGGCUGACCUCACAGAGAAGAAGAAGGGAAAGUUUGGCUGGUUCACUCAGUCCACAGAGACACAGGCGAGCGUGCCGACGAGCGAGACUGAAUCUGUGAACACGGAUAACCACAAUGGAGAGGAGGACAAAUCGCCGUGCUGUGGACCGCUGUGUCAGAAAAUUACUAAGUCAAAGUGCAGUCGUCAGUGGCGACGCUGGAACCGUCUGUGCCGCAGGAAGUGCCGUGCAGCUGUCAAAUCCGUGACGUUUUAUUGGCUGGUCAUCAUCUUGGUCUUCCUCAACACUCUCACCAUCGCCUCUGAGCACUACAACCAACCAGACUGGCUGACUGAAGUCCAGGACGUAGCCAACAAAGUUCUCCUGGCUCUGUUCACCUUGGAGAUGCUGGUGAAGAUGUACAGUUUGGGGCUGCAGGCCUACUUUGUGUCCCUGUUUAACCGCUUUGACUGCUUCGUGGUGUGUGGAGGCAUCGUGGAAACCAUCCUGGUGGAGCUGGCCAUCAUGUCUCCUCUGGGGAUCUCUGUUUUCCGCUGCGUGCGCCUCCUCAGAAUCUUCAAAGUAACACGACACUGGGCGUCUCUCAGUAACCUGGUUGCCUCGCUGCUCAACUCCAUGAAGUCCAUUGCCUCUUUGUUGCUGCUGCUCUUCCUCUUCAUCAUUAUUUUUUCCCUGCUUGGGAUGCAACUCUUUGGAGGCAAGUUCAACUUUGAUGAGACGGUGACCAAAAGAAGCACAUUUGAUAACUUCCCACAAGCCCUGCUCACCGUGUUCCAGAUUCUGACUGGAGAAGACUGGAACACAGUGAUGUAUGAUGGCAUCAUGGCAUACGGGGGACCCGCCUCCUCUGGAAUGGUGGUCUGCAUUUACUUUAUCAUCCUCUUCAUUUGUGGGAACUACAUCUUGCUGAAUGUCUUUUUGGCUAUUGCUGUUGAUAACCUGGCCGACGCAGAGAGCCUCAACACGGCGCAAAAGGAGGAAGAAGAGGCCAAGAAGAGGAGGAAUAGUACCAAGGAAACAAGCUCAGACAGGAAAAGGGUUGAGAUAACGGAAGGAGCUCCCGACUCAAAGGUUCCAACAGAAACCUUGCUAGAGGGAGACAAAGAGUCGUAUCCUGCUGCUGAAUCUCCAGGAGAUGAUGAGGAUGAUGACGACAAUAACGACAUUCUCCCAGAAGUCCCAUCCGGACCCCGCCCCCAACGGCUCUCUGAACUCACCAUCAAAGAAAAGACUCCGCCCAUACCUGAAGGCAGCGCCUUCUUCAUCUUCAGCAGCACCAACCCCUUUCGAGUAUUCUGCCACAAACUGAUCAACCAUCAGAUCUUCACCAACCUCAUCCUGGUGUUCAUCAUGCUCAGCUCCGUUUCUUUGGCUGCUGAAGAUCCCAUCCGCAACUUCUCUGCUCGUAACAUUAUACUUGGUUAUUUUGACUAUGCUUUCACCGCAAUCUUUACAGUUGAGAUCCUGUUGAAGAUCCUAGGCUAUGCAGACUAUGUCUUCACUAGUAUGUUUACAUUUGAGAUCCUUAUUAAGAUGACAGCGUUCGGAGCCUUUCUUCAUAAGGGGGCCUUCUGCAGGAACUACUUCAACCUUCUUGACUUGCUGGUUGUCGGCGUGUCUCUGGUGUCUUUUGGUAUCCAAUCCUCAGCCAUCUCAGUGGUGAAGAUUCUCCGCGUUUUACGUGUUCUCCGUCCACUCAGGGCCAUCAACAGAGCCAAGGGGCUUAAGCACGUGGUGCAGUGUGUGUUUGUUGCCAUCAGGACCAUCGGUAACAUCAUGAUCGUCACCACGCUGCUGCAGUUCAUGUUCGCUUGUAUUGGAGUGCAGCUCUUCAAGGGAAAAUUCUAUCGAUGCACAGAUGAUGCAAAGUCCAGCCCAGAGGAAUGCAAAGGAACAUACAUUCUUUACAGCAAUGGGGACACAGCACUACCCAUGAUUAAAGAGAGGAUUUGGUACAACAGUGACUUUAAUUUUGAUAACGUUCUCAUGGCCAUGAUGGCUCUUUUCACCGUCUCCACCUUUGAGGGAUGGCCCACGCUUUUGUACAAGGCCAUCGAUUCUAACAGGGAAAACAUGGGUCCCAUCUACAACUACCGCAUCGAGAUCUCCAUCUUCUUCAUCAUCUAUAUCAUCAUCAUCGCCUUCUUCAUGAUGAACAUCUUCGUGGGUUUUGUCAUCGUCACCUUUCAGGAGCAGGGGGAGAAGGAAUACAAGAACUGUGAACUGGACAAAAACCAGCGCCAGUGCGUGGAAUACGCUCUGAAAGCUCGCCCCUUGCGUCGCUACAUUCCCAAAAACCCCUACCAGUACAAGUUCUGGUAUGUGGUCAACUCCACUGGCUUCGAAUAUGUCAUGUUUGUCCUGAUCAUCCUUAACACCUUGUGUCUGGCUAUCCAGCACUAUGGUCAGUCUCAUCUGUUUAACUACGCCAUGGAUAUCCUCAACAUGGUCUUUACUGGGGUUUUCACAGUAGAGAUGAUCCUGAAGCUCGUCGCCUUUAAACCCAGAGGUUAUGUCGGGGACGCCUGGAAUGUCUUCGACGCUCUGGUGGUGAUUGGCAGUGUAGUCGACAUCAUACUCAGCCAGUCAACAGCCAUUCCUGUUGUGAAGGUGAUAGUGGAGCCAGGGAACACAGAGGACAGCGCUCGCAUCUCCAUCACCUUCUUCCGCCUCUUCAGGGUGAUGCGGCUGGUCAAACUGCUGAGCAGAGGGGAGGGGAUCCGGACUUUGCUGUGGACCUUCAUCAAAUCCUUCCAGGCGCUUCCAUAUGUCGCCCUUUUGAUUGCGAUGCUGUUCUUCAUCUACGCUGUGAUUGGAAUGCAGGUGUUUGGAAAAAUUGCAAUGGUGGAUGGGACCCAAAUUAACCGCAACAACAAUUUUCAAACUUUUCCUCAAGCUGUCCUGAUGCUCUUCAGGUGUGCCACAGGAGAGGCGUGGCAGGAGAUCAUGCUGGCUUGUCUGCCAGGAAAGCUGUGUGACUCUGAGUCCGACUAUAACCCUGGAGAGGAGAGAACCUGCGGCAGUGGCUUUGCCAUCAUCUACUUCAUCAGCUUCUACAUGCUUUGUGCUUUCUUGAUUAUCAACCUUUUUGUAGCUGUCAUCAUGGACAACUUUGAUUACCUGACUCGUGAUUGGUCCAUCCUGGGGCCGCACCACCUGGACGAGUUCAAAAGGAUCUGGUCAGAAUACGAUCCGGAGGCCAAGGGCAGGAUAAAGCAUCUUGAUGUGGUAACUCUUCUGCGGAGGAUUCAGCCUCCUCUGGGCUUUGGGAAGCUCUGCCCUCACAGAGUGGCCUGUAAGCGGCUGGUUGCCAUGAACAUGCCCCUCAACAGUGACGGGACUGUCAUGUUUAAUGCCACCUUGUUUGCUUUGGUUCGCACCGCUCUCAGGAUCAAAACUGAGGGUAACUUGGAUCAAGCAAAUGAGGAGCUGCGAGUUGUUAUUAAGAAGAUCUGGAAAAGGACCAGUAUGAAACUCCUGGAUCAAGUGGUGCCUCCCGCAGGUGAUGACGAGGUAACAGUGGGGAAGUUCUAUGCCACCUUCCUGAUACAGGACUACUUUAGAAAGUUCAAGAGGCGCAAAGAGCAAGGGCUCGUGGGAAGACGAUCGUGGGAGAGGCUGAAUACUACUUUGGCUCUGCAGGCCGGCUUGCGCACUCUCCAUGACAUUGGACCAGAAAUCCGUCGAGCCAUAUCAUGUGACCUGCAGGAGGAGGGGCUAGUAGAUGUAACUGCAGAAGAAGAAGAGGAAAUCUACAGGCGCAAUGGUGGCCUUUUUGGAAACCACGUUAACUGUGUGAGUGGGGACCAGCAGGGCUCCCACCCCCCCACCACUGUCACUCAGCGCCCGCUGCAGAUCCUGCCGUUUUCCUGCAGUGCUGCAGUCGCACCCACCCAGAAUAACAGAACCGCUGGCAGAGAAGAAGAGGAGGAGUAUAACCAUCAUCAAACUCCUCUGCCCGACGGGUCCCCUCGCUGUAACUUCACGGUCCAUCGAUCCCCGAUACCCUCCAACGCCAACCUCAAUAAUGCCAAUGUGCCCUCGCUACUCUCAACUACACCUGGGGGGCAGCAGAAGUGUUUAUUGCAGAGAAGUUGCCCGUCCUCCACCCGGAACAGAUCCCCCAGCUCGUACAGCAAAGCAGUGCACAACAAACUGUGGAAGUCUCACUCCACCAGCAGGACACGCUACUAUGAAGCAUACGUCAGAUCACAAGGAAGUGUCAGAGGGCUUCACCCAACCAUUCGCCGAGAGGAGCCUGGGAGUACAAACAGCGACGAUGAGCGAGGUUCAGGGGACUACUUCAGCGGUGACGAAUUCCAUGAAGAUGACAUCAUGCUCACAAGGGACAGACUGAUCUGCAUGGACUAUAGUGAUGAAGCCGAGGGAGAUUAUGAGGUUUUCAGGGAUGCAUGUCAGCCUGAUGGUUUCUAUGACGACGAUGACAAACAGCUUAUCUGCCAACAAGAAAGACGAUCACCGAGACGAUGGUUUUUACCCUCUCCUCAAGCAUGCAACACGCCAACAUUUAGUUUUGAGUGUCUUCGCAGAAGGACUAGUAUAGAUGAUGCUCCCUCCUCCCCAUCAUGCACCGCUCUUCCACUCCACCUGAUGCAGCAACAGGUGAUGGCAGUAGCUGGUAUGGAUGCCAGCAGAAUUUCACGACCGUCUCCGACGAGGUCGCUUCGCUCUUGGGCGACUCCUCCAGCCUCCCCCCACAGUCGUGACUGCUCUCCCUGCUACACGCCACUCAUACAGGUGGACUGGCGAAGCUCCGGCAGUGUGGGAAGCAUCCCUGGUUUAGUGAAGAGGAGCUCUUGGUACACAGACAGCCAGGACGGCGCUCACAGCUGCUGCCACUCUCCAUCACGCCUGCAGCUUCCUGCAGAAAACUGCACACACGUCCUGCAGAAGAGAGGCAGUGCUAACAGUCUGGUGGAAGCUGUGCUGAUCUCUGAGGGUUUAGGGAAAUAUGCCAGGGACCCCAGAUUCGUGUCUGUGACCAAACAUGAGAUCGCUGACGCCUGUGAGAUGACCAUCGAUGAAAUGGAGAGUGCAGCCAGUAACCUGCUGAAUGGCAGUAUGGCGAACGGCAGCAGCGAAGGAGCGGGCAACACUGGUUCAGACUCUGGCACACAGCAGAGGGACCACAGCGUGCGCGACUAUAGCGACGAGGAGCCGUACGUGGCCGUCAGAUGCGAGGAGGACUUAAAAGAUGAGAUGAUAUGCAUCACUUCACUAUAGCAGCGGCCCACAAACUUUCUUUUUCCAAGACUUUUUUAUUUAACAGCAAAGGGACAUAAAUUUGGGAGAAAAUACAUAAAAAUGAAAGACAGAUGAGAACAAAAGUGCCUUGUUUUUUUUUUUGUUUUUUUUUCCUGUUGGUGGAAGAGCAACGACGGUCAAAAUUUGUGGAGAUCUGCUAAAAUGAAUUUACCCGUUUUUUCAAGCAAAAAUUCAAGCCGCUUUUGUGAAAUUGUUUGACGUUUUGAUUGAGCUUUUGAAUUAAUUUUCUUCCAGCGUUGGCUGAGGAUCAAACUGAGCUUUAAUGCGUUUUUAUCCCUGCAGCUUCAGGUCAGUCCUGGUAUGAUGGUGGGCGUGUCUUUGUUCUGCUGCAAUCUUCUCAUACAGGAACGCCGGCCGUGCACUGUUGACUCAAUUUUCAAACUUCAUCCCUCCAAUUAUGUGAAUCAGAGAUUUAAAAAGUUAAACCCUAAGCAUGUCCAUGUUUUUAGUGAAGUUUUGGCAAAAGUGUGCUGCUAAAGGCUCCCUCAAGCUAGUGACAGAUCCCUCCCUCUUCAUUGCAGCCUGCCUCUGCAUGUUGUCAGCAUCUGGAGGAAAACACACUGUGAAAACGCCACAUCCAGCUCUCCAGCUGCCAGUUAGUCACCGUCUGCUCAGCCUAAAUAAUCUGUGUGAAACCAGAUCACUUUUUCUCCAGUCUGUUCCAGUGUUGGAACUCUAGUUGAGCUGGAAAUGGUUUGUGUGGAUGCAAAAAAAAGAGAAACCAACUACUAUAAACUAACCACUAAUCCAUCAACUCUUUUUAAAAAAAUUUUUAUAGGCAUGCAAGCUUCCCUCAUUCAAAACCAACUAAAUAAUGGUGAUGUUUUACACGCUUAACACAAAACAGAGGUAGACAGUAAGGCUGGAACUUUCUGGAAAUCAGUAGUGAACUUGGGCUUUUUUAGCCUGUAAACUAUUAGUUUUAAAAUGUCUAUUCAUAAUAUUAAAAAAAAAAAAAA